UCCCGUGAGGCUGUGGGGCCGCGCAAGCGCGUGGGAUUCCAUUGGCUGGGAAGGCUCCGAGCUAGGAGCCCUGAUUGGCUGAGGAGCCCGAGGCGACAGAUUCCGGAAAGGGGAAGAGCAGCCAACAUGGCGGCGGAGCGCGGCGCGGGCCAGCAACAGUCGCAGGAGAUGAUGGAGGUUGACAGGAGGGUGGAGUCCGAAGAGUCGGGCGAUGACGAAGGGAAGAAGCAGAGCAGCGGGAUCGCGGCGGACCUGAGCGAGCACAGCCUGAAGGAUGGAGAGGAGCGGGGGGAAGAGGACCCGGAAGGUACCAGGCCGAAAGGACAAGAGCUGCCUGUGGACAUGGAAACCAUUAACCUGGACAGAGAUGCAGAGGACGUUGACUUGAAUCAUUACCGCAUUGGAAAAAUUGAAGGAUUUGAGGUGCUGAAGAAAGUGAAGACUCUCUGCCUCCGUCAGAAUUUAAUUAAAUGCAUUGAGAAUCUGGAGGAGCUACAGAGUCUCCGAGAGCUGGAUCUUUACGACAACCAAAUCAAGAAGAUUGAGAACCUGGAGGCGCUGACAGAGCUGGAGAUUCUAGAUAUUUCUUUUAAUCUGCUGAGAAACAUUGAAGGAAUUGAUAAGUUGACACGACUGAAAAAGCUCUUCUUGGUCAACAACAAAAUCAAUAAAAUUGAGAACAUAAGCACCUUACACCAACUGCAGAUGCUGGAGCUGGGGUCCAACCGCAUCCGGGCAAUUGAAAAUAUUGACACAUUAACCAAUCUGGAGAGUUUGUUUUUGGGGAAAAACAAGAUCACUAAACUUCAGAACCUGGAUGCCCUCACCAACCUGACAGUCCUCAGCAUGCAGAGCAACCGGCUGACCAAGAUCGAGGGUCUGCAGAGUCUGGUGAACCUGCGGGAGCUCUACCUCAGCCACAACGGCAUCGAGGUCAUCGAGGGCCUGGACAGCAACAACAAACUCACAAUGUUGGACAUUGCAUCGAAUAGAAUCAAAAAGAUUGAAAACGUCAGCCACCUCACAGAGCUGCAGGAGUUCUGGAUGAAUGACAACCUCCUGGAGAGCUGGAGCGAUCUGGACGAGCUGAAGGGUGCCAGGAACCUGGAGACGGUGUACCUGGAGCGGAACCCCCUGCAGAGGGACCCCCAGUACCGGCGGAAGGUCAUGCUGGCCCUCCCCACCGUGCGGCAGAUCGACGCCACCUUCGUCAGGUUCUGAACCUCACCCCCCCCCGCCCCCACCCACUCUUGUCAGAAGAACCUCCAGCCACGGUUUUUUAAUCCAGCUGCUGCCCCUGAGGUUGUCACUGUAUCAGCAGCCACAAACCCAAUGGCAAUAAAAGGCACUGAGUGAAAA
Molecule: messenger RNA, 1359 nt
Organism: Camelus dromedarius (Arabian camel)
Lineage: Eukaryota; Metazoa; Chordata; Mammalia; Artiodactyla; Camelidae
Gene: PPP1R7
Product: protein phosphatase 1 regulatory subunit 7
Exons: 10
Coding region: 127-1221 (364 amino acids)
Molecular function (GO): protein binding
Source: RefSeq, a predicted model, not a curated record